Messenger RNA from Pogona vitticeps (central bearded dragon), 2678 nucleotides. The record is from RefSeq and is a predicted model, not a curated record. Lineage: Eukaryota; Metazoa; Chordata; Lepidosauria; Squamata; Agamidae.
ACACUUCUGGCAUAUAAACAGUGAAAAUUACAACAUAAACGAUAACUUAUCCCUGCUUUUGGAGUAACGUUUCUGCUACUCAGAGCUUUGGCUAUCUGUGGGAGUCUAAAAGGAGGUAUUUCCAGCAGGUAAUCCCAGAUCUAUCAGAGACAUAAGAACCCUGAUGUGGAAGGAGCAGAAAAAGUGGUGUAAAUAGUUCAGCUGCCAGCAGGCCACAUACAUCAUAAAUGUUGCUGAUCUACCUUCAGUGGAAUCGAUAAAGUCAGUAGGAUGCGGCCAACCAAGCAGAAGUUCUGCUAGCAGCACAACUCUCCUUUAAGACUCUCACUGGAGGGGGGAGUGAGAAAACAACAAGAAGAAAGCAGUGACUUACCCUUGCACAGAAUACACUUGUACCUUAUUCCACAAAGACUGCUCUUGAGAUACCAAAAAUAAUUUUAGAUCUCAUCUUAAUCAUUCAGUUCCUAAGAUAUCCCUAAACGCAUACUUGCGUCAACAAGAUCAAGGAAACAUUUCAAUAAUUUGCUUCCAGUUAAUCCUGUUGGAUGCUUUGCUUUCAUUUGGACAUAAGUCACUCGCUUCUGUUCAGCUCUUUAAGAUUAGUUUCAACAGUAAAAAUAAGAAGAUGGGACAAGAAGAAAAAGAGCCCCUAAAGGAAAAAUCCCAGUUUACUAUUAAAGGAUACAUUUUUCCAGGAAAACUAUGCAUCAGGAAGAGAAGUGCUCUAAGCUGUUUUUAUGUUCCUUAUUUACACUCUAUGCAAAUACAAAAUAUCUGGGAUCAGAGAUUUAAACUGUAAAUUUACUAUUCCAGUCACAAAAUAAUAUUUUAUAAAGAGUAAAAGAAUAAUAAUAAUUAAAAAACCAAAUCCCAGAAGUACUAAUUGAAUAGAGAGAGAAAGAUACCUGGUAGGACCAAACAGAACAAAAAGUCACCUUUUUCUUUCAUCAACAAUACAAUUUGAUUCAACUGGGGGGCGGCCUUCAAGCCAGAUGUUGCCCAGAUGAAUACAUGAAAUGGGUCGCAAAGAAACAGAUUUUCUGCAUACAUUGAAUUGCGACUCCAUGGCUCAGCAAGGCAUCAAAGUACGUCCUGUGCUGCUAAAGCGGAACAGCUUGGAUUCUGUGGAUUUCAAGAGGCAGCCCCACCAUCGCAGGAGUAAAUCGCAACAAGUCCGAUUCAAAGAUGAAGGAACUGACAAUCCAACGGUGGCAGAAUCAGAACUGGAGGCUGAAGCUGCUCAAGAACCAUGCGCCCUGGGUAAAAUGCAAACACCCCAACACAACAACCUGGUCAACGAUUCCCUCUGCUUCCCUCCAUCACACAAAGGAUUACAAAAUAUUGCCAUACAGACGUCUCCGAGCCUUAGGAAACACUGUCCAGUGUUUAAAAGGAAAAGAAUUACAACAAGUAAGUCCUUAACAGAAAUGCCACAGGAGUCUGAAUAUUCCAUUCAUGUCAAUGGCAAUUUUCCUGAACAGGACAUCAUUUCUUCUAGUCUUUCUUACUUAAGUCUCACUCGGCGGUUGGAUGAUGGGCCGAAACCAAAAACCACAACCGCCAGUGUGCUGUUUCAAAGGGUCCCUAAAGCACAAUGCAAUGGGCCUGUUUGUCUGGGUUCAGAUAAAAUUACAGUACUGGAAAAGGCAACAGUUUCUACACAGGUCCCUGAAUACACACACCUGAGUCCUACACAAGACAGUUUUGCCAUUUAUGGCCCAGAUACACAAACGGACUUAUGCAGUUCUGUUCAUUCUUCUACAGCUGUGAGACAAUCCAAUGAGAACUGCUCACUACAUGCAGAAUCAGAAAAAUCCCUCCCUCAUACAGCUCAUAACUGUAAUGAAGCUACCCUGUGUCAUAGUAUAUGUGAAAUAAAAAGCUGCACUGAGUUACCAGCACCAAAAGAUGAUACUAGUACUACGGAAAGCAUUCUAUCAUCACCUCAGUUACAAAACAGUCCAUUAUGCUCCUCUCUCAGUGAACAUAUGCAGCCAACACAGCAGAAAGCAGACUUUGGCCACAAGACACUGACUAAUGAUAACCAAACAGCGUAUCUCAUCAACAACACAUCAUUUUCUGUUCCUUCAUGUAAAACUGUAAUGGAGAAUAUUUCUUCCAAUACCGAAGUGCCACAGUACGACAACUGCUUAGAAGGCUUUUACAUAAAUGCCCAUCUCCCAGGAACUGAUGUAAAACCACAAAACAAAGAGAUUAAAGAAAUUAAUCAAAUUCAUUUGGCACCCAGUGAGUUGUGUGCCCUGCAAGACAGGCUCCAGUCCGUUGAGGAAUCUUUGCAGUCAAACCAGGAGAAGAUUAAAGUCCUUUUGAAUGUAAUUCAAGAUAUGGAAAGGGCCAGAGCCCUCAAUGAAGGGCGGAACUUCUACCGCACUGGCCAAGAUCUCAACAACUGCAGCACUUGCCAGAACACUGCAUGUAUCAUUUACAGUGUUGAAUAUGACUUCAGACAACAAGAAGGGAGAUUUCACCAGGUUCUGAAAACCUUAGAUGAAGUAGAAGAGAGCCCUCCUGUGGUGCCCCUACAAAGACAGCCAUCUGAUCACCCACCCAUCACUGAGAAGCAGGAAGUAAGGAGAAAGACAAAGAAGAAGAAAUGUUUCUGGUGGAUUUGAAUGCCUUAAACACAGGAUUGUUGUUCUUAUGUGCUGUCAAGUCAG